Anoplophora glabripennis (Asian longhorned beetle) is the source of this 2311-nucleotide messenger RNA. RefSeq lists its product as uncharacterized. The record is from RefSeq and is a predicted model, not a curated record. Gene Ontology annotation, biological process: regulation of DNA-templated transcription. NCBI's taxonomy places the organism in Eukaryota, Metazoa, Arthropoda, Insecta, Coleoptera, Cerambycidae. The transcript has 7 exons. Bases 145 to 2151 code for a protein of 668 amino acids. Gene Ontology annotation, cellular component: nucleus.
UAUCGGUUGUCAUAAUUCUUUGUAAGCUUACUACAAAAUAGAAAAAAUGAACAACUAAUACAUUCAUGUAUCGUGUUGUUUUGUGAUCUAUGUCUUAUCUAUAUUUUGUUAGGCAUUUCACGAGUACUAGUUUUUAGUGACAAGAUGAAUAAUUUUGGUGGAGAUUAUCUCGGGGAAAAUAGUGAUUUUGAAGAUGAGGAAUAUGACAGCGAAAAAGAGGACUAUGAAGAAACUUAUUACAGACAACAAAUUGAAUCUGAUAAUGAUUCCAAUGCAAGAAAUAGCGAUUCUGAUAAUGAUUAUAGAAGGGAAAAAAGUGAAUUGGAGUUAUUACGUGAGAAAAAUAUAAAAGAAAGAGAUGCAUUUUUAGCAAAACUUAUGAAUGAUCCAGAAUAUGCCGAUGUUGUAGCUUCUGCAAAUGAACUGAAAAAAUCAAAUAUUAAUAAAAUUACAAAACCAAGAAGAGAUCCCUCCUUUCAGUACAAAGGACAGUUUAGUAUUCCAGUUGAGAAACGUAGAUCCAGUAGGUUGCAAAAUGUACCACCAGUCUUUUUCAAGGAAGAUUUGAUCGAUGAAAUUGAAAUGAAUAGGAAAAGAAAAAGAUCACAGGAAUAUGAUUAUUACGACUUAGAAACAGUUAUUUAUCAUCCUAAAAAGUCUAGAGCAUCUUCUCAUAAUACAGUUCGAACACCAAUUGUUCCAGUAGAAGAUAUUACAGAUAACAUGAUAGCCAAUAUUGCUAGAAAAGGGACCACAAAGGUAUAUUCUGAUACAGGAACAAGUUGUCACCAAUGUAGGCAGAAAACUAAAGAUCAGAAAACUUUCUGCAGAAGUCUCAGUUGUGUCGGAGUGAGAGGACAGUUUUGUGGAGUAUGUCUAGAAAAUAGAUAUGGUGAAGAUGUUGCUGUAGUAUUAAAAGACCCUAUGUGGAAGUGUCCUGUAUGCCGUGACAUAUGCAAUUGUUCUUUUUGCCGUCACAAAGCAGGUAAACGCCCAACGGGAAUUUUAGCUCCACUGGCUCAACAGUCUGGUCAUAAAUCUGUAAAAGAUUUCCUUGAAAGUUUAAAAGGCGAGGGUGAUUAUGUUCACCAAGAUGCCGUAUGGAAGAAGUUGAAUGACUCCAGUUGCCUUUUAGGAUAUUCAACUGAUUUAAAAUUUGCUCAUAUGGGUAGAAAUGUUACACACAAAAUAAAUUCCUUUUUGUCUUGGGAAGGACUAAAGAACUUCAUUUGCAAAAAGGAAAAUGAAUUAGAAUCUGUGAUAGACCACCACAAUGAACCUAGGUGUUUAUUGGGAUUUUUCCAAGGUACAGAUAAUGCUCUUUUGGACGAUGGCAGUCACUGUCACAUGGGCCCAACAUAUUUAAAAUAUGAACAACUCAUUCAAACAAUGCAAGCCAAACUAACAGUAGUCGAAAAAGAAUAUAUCACUAUCACUAAGACCUUGGAAAUAACUGGAAGGAAGCGCAUAGAUGAUGUCAGUAAAAAAGAAAUAAAUUAUAAUGAGACUUUAGAAGGAAAAAAGGAAUUUGUUCUGACACAGGAAAACAAGUUAGUUGUGAAACAAUUUCACCAUGAGGCGAAAGUUGCAGAAAUAAUUGAAAAAAAGUUCUUAUGUACGGAAGGUACUAGAAAAUUAAAUGUUACCAAAAAUGAAAUCGAUUUUUCUGCGAGUGUGGGUGAAAAGGAAUUAAUUCAAAAAGAAGGUCAUGAGUUAGAAUUAAUGGAAUACGUUCAAGACAAACCUAAGUAUAAAAAGGGAAUUGAAAAAAAGCACCUAGACAAUAAAAAUAAUAUAAAUUAUAACGGAAAAGAAUCCAAGGAAUUUUUUCUGAAAGAGGAAAAUGCACUAAUAGUAAGGAAAGAUGAAAUAGACAUAAGUGAUAAACGUUAUUUGGAUAAAUUUGCAGAAAUUACUGAAAGUAGGCACUUAUGUAUGGAAGAUGACGUGAACAAAAAUGAAACCGACUCUUCUGUAGGUUUGGGCGAAUCAAAGGAAUUAAUUAAAAAAAAGUUAGAAUUAAUGGUAUCUCUACAAGAUAAUCCUAAGCAUUUACUGGGAUUUUUGAAAGGUACAGGUCAAGCUUUGAUGGAUGAUGGCACUUCCCGUCACAUAGGCCCCAUUUAUUUUAAACAUAACAACGAUAAAUAAAAUGUAGCAUAACUAAAACUACGUGAUUCAUACCAAAUACAGUAUUUGUCUUUUUUUAAUUAUAUUCAGUAAAUACUUUUCUGCAAAGUCUUUCCUGGAAAUUAAUUAUAUACACAUGAAAGGGUACAAUAUUUUUAAUAUUUAGUUUUUUAAUUUUAUG